Messenger RNA from Xyrauchen texanus (razorback sucker), 3333 nucleotides. Its product is annotated as oxidative stress-induced growth inhibitor 1-like. Lineage: Eukaryota; Metazoa; Chordata; Actinopteri; Cypriniformes; Catostomidae. The record is from RefSeq and is a predicted model, not a curated record. Gene Ontology annotation, molecular function: oxidoreductase activity. Bases 176 to 1726 code for a protein of 516 amino acids. The transcript is spliced from 6 exons.
GCUGUUGAAACGGAGGCAUCACUUUCAACAGCCACGCGCAAGCACGAGAGGAAGCGGCAAAUAUAGCAAAUAAUAAUAAUUACCAUUGCUUUGCUUAAACAUUCAAGAGUUUGCUGACUGAUUUCAUUCAGAGCUCUGGACAUUUACAUCAGCAUUACGUAGUAGGCGAGACACUAUGGAGAUUUAUGACAAAAACCCUUCUUCCGACGACGUCCUUCCUGUUGUCAUUAUUGGUAAUGGACCAUCAGGUAUUUGUCUAUCUUACUUGCUGUCGGGAUACACGCCUUACCUUUCCCCCAAUGGCUUCCAUCCCAACCCCAUUUUGAAAAGCAAACUGUCAGAGAACCCCCAUCUGUCUCUGUUUGACCAGAAUCUAGAGUACCUGUGUGAAGGUGUAGAGGGUCGUUCAUCCAACCCUGUGGCCGUUCUUUUCGAUGCCCUCCUCCUCCCUGAUGGUGACUUCGGAGUAGACAGUGCCUCACCGCUGAUAUGGCAGUACGAGCCACAAAGGGCCACCCCACAUCUUGUACUGGGGAAGGGGCCACCUGGUGGGGCCUGGCAUGCAAUGGAGGGCUCGAUGUUGACUCUCAGCCUGGCAAACUGGAUGGAACUUCCAGGUUUGAAGCUGAAAGACUGGAUGCGAGAUAAACGAAGGAAUUUACGUAAUGACCGAGCCACGCCAGCUGAGAUUGCAUCCUACUACCAGUACUAUGUAAGCAAAAUGGGACUGGAGAGAAGCUUUGCUUGCGGGACCACUGUAACCUCAGUCCAUCAGGUUUCCCUUGAUUCCGCCCGCUCCAUCUGGAAAAUCCAAGGCCUUCAGAGGAGAGCUAAGGGUGAAGCAAAAGAAGAGAUAGAAGUUCCAUUCUCCGUUUAUGCAGAUAAUGUGGUGCUUGCCACAGGAACCCAUGACAUCCCAGCACGUCUUGGCGUGGAGGGCGAGAAUCUUCCCUUUGUGUGCCACAGCUUCUGGGAACUGGAGGCCGCCAUUUCCUCAGGCCGUUUGGACCACGCCUCCGAGCCGGUUCUUGUGGUUGGUGCUGGGCUGACAGCAGCAGAUGCUGUUCUUGCAGCUCACCACUUGAACACUCCCGUAUAUCACGCCUUUCGGCGACCUGUGACCGAUCCGGCGCUCAUUUUCAACCAGCUUCCCAAACUGCUCUACCCCGAGUACCACAAAGUGCACCAAAUGAUGAGCCAGCAGCAACAUAAACUCGGAGAGGCGUUGGAAAAUCUGUCCAACCAACCUCUCACUUCGCCUACCGAUGGCACAAGCCCUUACACCAGUUAUCCUGGUUACCUCAGUUUCCCUAAGCAUCACGUGGUUGCCAUUAAACCUGAUGGUAAGUGCAUACUAGAGGGUGAGGGAGGGCUACAAACAGUGCUGCAGGUGUCAAUGGCACUCAUUUUGAUUGGUGCUCAUCCCAACCUAGCGUUUCUCUCAGAACAUGGUCGCCCACUGGGGCUAAACCCAGAAAAGCCAAUCAGCUGUCGGCGGAAUCCAUUAGACGUGGAUCCGUACACGUACGAGAGCAUGAAGGAGCCAGGGAUGUAUGCAAUGGGACCACUGGUGGGUGAGAACUUUGUGCGAUUCCUGAAAGGCGGAGCUUUAGCCAUUGCAUGUGACAUUGCCCAUAAACGGAAGACGAAACAACAAAGUUCAACAGAAACUUCCAUCACCAACUCGUUAAACAUUCAGCUGACCAAUUGCACCUUAGAAGCAUGAAAAGACAUUGAGAGUACAAAAGAUGGAAAGACUUUUAAGGAGGAAAUGAGUGGAUGAUGUUCUAUGUUCAGUAGGUAUCUGCUCAGCUUCCUUCCAUCACUAUAGAACUAAGAAACCGAGUAGUACCCACAUAGUGGGAUUUCCCCGAAUUACGGGGUGAAAGGCAUAAGAACCAGAUUGCAGUUGUUGUGACCUGUAAUUCAGUCUGCAAAUGCACUGACACAGGUUUUUAUUGUCAAUGACUAACUAAUGUGGCUGCAAAACAUUAAUCUAUGGACAGAAUGUAGGUGCUUUAAGACUUCAGGGAAUUUCUUGUACAUGGCUGCUCAUUCGAUAUACUACUCGCGUUCUCUCAGCAAUCACGUUCUGUUGUGCCAAAUUAACAUUUGUACUUGUCAUGCUUCAAUUCUAACAACCAUUUUCUUCAUGUGAGUAAAACUCAUCUAAACUUUGCCAAGCAAAUGCUGCUGUUGUACCGCUGUUGGUACUAACAUGCUUAUUUUCUUUGUAGACGAAUGUAUUAAACAUAGUGGACCUAUUUGUAAGAAAUCACUGAAAUCUAAGCAUUGCAUUGUUGUUGUGAAAUUUCCAUGUAUAAGAUGUAAUGCAGUGUGAUAUGUAAGAUUAUGAUGGAACUUUUGUAUAUUCAUAAUUCUCUUGCAACAUUGUCCAUUUGAGUUCAUGAACUUCUUUUACAUUUUAAUAUUUGGUAUUAUCUUUAUUUGAAUGAUUUUUGUCUUCCAUACAUUGCCUUCCCAAUUACACUGCCCUACAAAGCCAAAACACUGUAACUAUGGCAACACUGAAACUUUAGAGGAUUUUAAAUUGUCCAUCCAAAUGUGGAUUAUUACAUUUCUUUGAAUCUGAGCAUAGUUGAAUAAAAUCCAUCUGUGACAGGACUGAUCAUAGUCGGUCUGAUUUAAAAAAAACAACAACAAAAAAAAAACGUUUUACAAUGUUAAUUAUUACAUUUUGCCUUUGCAGGGCAAUACAGCAUACCACUAUAGUGAUCCCAUUGGUUCUACCAGCAAACUCGACUUGAAUAUCUAAAGUGAGGGCUCUUAACAGUUAUUGCAACUUUAAGAUGUUCUUCUUUCAUGCUGCUCUUACUAACCCAAAGCCAAAACCUCAUUGAGGUCAGGCUGCACUUACAAAACUGACCAUAAGAGGGCCUUUGCACAGUACCGAUAAAGCCAGCGACAUUACAUUAAACACAAUUAUCCAUGUGGAACAACUGCAAUUAUGACAUAAUAUGAAUGAAUAAAUUAUGUGUCCUACAUAACAUGCUUAAUAAAGCCGAUGUGUUAACUGAUGUGGGUCAAAAUUGACUCAGCCUCUGAGAUUGCCUUGAGGACUUUUUGAUGCAAUAAGUGAGUUAUUAUAGGUAAUGAAUUGAACUGUAUUUUCUUUAAAUGUUGUAAGGUUUAAUAACAUAUGCAUAUCUUGUUCCUUCAAGAGCAUGAUUUUAGACUCCAUUUUGACAUUUGCUCUUUCUUUAUAUAUAUAUAUAUAUAUAUAUAUAUAUAUAUAUAUAAAUGAAUUCUGUAUUAUUUGGCUGUAAUUUAUGAUCCCUGGCAGCUCUGAAUUACACAUGUUUGUAAAAAAAC